AGCAAUUCAUGGAAUGGGCACGACCAUCUCUGUCAUUUCACCUACACUUCACUGACUUUGAGAUAGAUAAAUAAAUAAAUAGAAAAUACCCUCUCUCUAUCCAACGGUUUUGGAUAAAAAGGAACCCAGAAGUACUCUCUCUUCUUUCUAAAUUCUACAUAUGUUUCUUAUAGAGAAGGAAAGUUAAGCAUUUAAAAUAUUUAUGGGUUUUCGUUUUUGAGAUGGAGAGUUUAAGUCUUGCUCUUUAAUUCAUUAUUGGGUUUGUUUUUCAUUUUUAGAAGGUGAAAGUUUGUAAUUUUAAAGUUGAACUCACGAGCUCUAGCAUAGCUACUUUUCUCUUUCUUUCUUUACUUUUAUCUUCUGCAACUAUUUCUUCUGCUAUCAGAAUUUCUUAAUAAAAUUAAGCAAAAACCCAGUAGGGGUUGGUGAGUUUUUCACGAGCUUAAACCCAUUUCAGUCUCUUUCUUCACCAAUAUACAAUCUUGUGGUCCUCCUCUCGCCAACUGCAACACCAGCACCACCUGCUUCUCCAUUCGAUUUUUCUCGAUCAAGGGUUGUGUCGAUGUCAUUGAUAAUGUGAUCAGUUCGUUUCAGCUUUCUAUUUUUCUGGGUUCUUAUUUUCUUUUUUUCUGAAGCGAAUACUUUUUAAUUGUUGCUUUCUUUAAGUAGAGAUUGUUGAGGGUUAUAUAGAAAUGGAUCGAUCCGCACUGACUAUAGGUCCAGGUAUGGAUUUGCCUAUUAUGCACGACAGUGACAGGUACGAGCUGGUGAAGGAUAUUGGGGCAGGGAACUUUGGGGUGGCUAGAUUGAUGAGAGACAAGCAGACUGAUGAGCUGGUUGCUGUUAAAUAUAUCGAGAGAGGUGAGAAGAUAGAUGAAAAUGUACAAAGAGAGAUUAUUAACCACAGGUCAUUGAGGCAUCCUAACAUUGUCAGAUUUAAGGAGGUUAUACUAACACCUACUCACUUGGCUAUUGUGAUGGAGUAUGCCUCUGGUGGGGAACUUUUUGAGCGGAUAUGCAAUGCAGGGCGGUUCAGUGAGGAUGAGGCACGUUUUUUCUUCCAACAACUUAUAUCAGGAGUUAGCUAUUGUCAUGCAAUGCAAGUAUGCCAUCGGGACUUAAAAUUGGAGAAUACAUUGUUGGAUGGCAGCCCAGCACCACGUCUGAAGAUUUGUGAUUUUGGUUACUCUAAGUCAUCAGUGCUCCAUUCGCAACCAAAAUCUACUGUUGGAACUCCUGCAUAUAUUGCACCUGAAGUGUUACUUAAGAAGGAAUAUGACGGCAAGAUUGCAGAUGUAUGGUCUUGCGGAGUAACUUUAUAUGUAAUGUUGGUGGGAGCUUAUCCUUUUGAGGACCCUGAGGAGCCUAAGAAUUUUCGCAAGACGAUACACCGAAUUUUGAAUGUCCAGUACUCAAUUCCUGAUUAUGUCCAUAUAUCUCCUGAGUGCCAGCAUCUGAUCUCAAGAAUUUUUGUGGCCGACCCUGCAAAGAGGAUAAGCAUUCCUGAGAUAAAAAAUCAUGAAUGGUUUCUGAAGAAUCUUCCAGCAGAUCUGAUGGAUGACAAGACAAUUAACAACCAGUUUGACGAGCCUGAGCAGCCAGUGCAGAGCAUUGAUGAGAUCAUGCAGAUAAUUUCUGAAGCCACCAUACCAGCAGCUGGCACCGGUAAUCCCAAUCAAUAUUUGACUGGUAGCUUGGACAUUGAUGAUGACAUGGAGGAGGACCUAGAAAGUGAUCCUGAACUCGACAUGGAUAGCAGUGGAGAGAUAGUGUAUGCUAUGUGAAAUUUUACAAGGAAACAUAAUGUCUAAUGCAUGGCAUGGUUGCUGCAAAAGAAUGGAAUAUGACACUUGCACCAUUUCUUCCCAAUGGACAAUGUUAUGGUUGUGAAAUUCUGAUAUCUCAUCUGGGAAACCAUCUGCUUGCAUCCUUUGUCAUUUUAUCACCUCUUUUAACGGAGUGUUUUCACUCUUCAGUAAUAUAUGCUUUUGUGUACGCUUUGUAACACCGUAAUAUAAUGAAGUCUUAAUGUUGUGCUUAGAA
This is a messenger RNA of Ricinus communis (castor bean), 2043 nucleotides long. RefSeq names its product serine/threonine-protein kinase SRK2E. NCBI's taxonomy places the organism in Eukaryota, Viridiplantae, Streptophyta, Magnoliopsida, Malpighiales, Euphorbiaceae. Gene Ontology annotation, cellular component: nucleus. Bases 693 to 1784 code for a protein of 363 amino acids. Gene Ontology annotation, biological process: protein phosphorylation; intracellular signal transduction. The record is from RefSeq and is a predicted model, not a curated record. Gene Ontology annotation, molecular function: ATP binding; protein serine/threonine kinase activity. The transcript has 9 exons.